Durusdinium trenchii is the source of this 399-nucleotide messenger RNA. The record is from the annotation of a GenBank genome assembly. Lineage: Eukaryota; Dinophyceae; Suessiales; Symbiodiniaceae.
AUGUUGUUCUGCUGCAAGGCUCAAGCUGUGAAUGUCUAUAUACUCCCUCCAACUGCCCUGUUGAUGCGAUUUGUGCUGAUGAGGGGUCCACUGAAGUUCGAUGGCAGUCCAACCCUGAUGACUGCAGCAACUUUGCCCAUGCUGGUCUUCUGUAUGAACCGCAUGUCCAUUGAUGAGCGCCUGGGAUCUUUCUCCUUCUUCCUGGCGGUAGCCUUGGUUGCUCUUGGGCUUGUUUGUGGUCUCAGCCCUGCCUUCUUCCCACGAGUGGACCAUCCACUGCACCAGCUGGAUCGAACACGAUGGAGGUUGUGGAGGCAUUUGCCUCUUCACCCUGGUUUGCUUUGGGCUCCAAUGGUUCUCUGUAUGUGUUCCUGCGACAACGUCCGGAAAGGCAUUUGA